GAUAAAAUCGUGGGGAUGAACGAGCCUCGCGAACGCAUCAUGCAGGCCAUUCGGCUGAGUGAAACAACGCCCGACGUGCCCGUCAAACCGCUGCUGCUAGAGGGCCCGCCUGGUACGGGCAAGAGCUUUUUGGCGACGUGCAUCGCCGCCGAACUGCAGCGCGAGGUCGUGGAGAUCAAGACGCACGACGUGCUGAGCCACCGACUCGGUGGAACCGAGUCCCAGGUCCGCGCGUACUUCGAGCGCGCUGCGCGGGUCAAGCCCUUGCCAGCGCUCGUGGUCAUCAACGAGUUUGAAAGCUUGUGCCCGAAGCUAAAGGACUCGAGCGAAAGCUGGCACUCGACGCUGCGUCAGUGCUUCCUCACGCUCUUCGACGACACCAUCGACCCCGCGUCCAUGUUGUGCGGAGUCCGCGUGGUCCUGACGACCAACUUCGUAGACAACGUCGACCCCGCA
Messenger RNA from Phytophthora sojae, 456 nucleotides. RefSeq lists its product as hypothetical. The annotation marks the transcript as partial. The record is from RefSeq and is a predicted model, not a curated record. Gene Ontology annotation, molecular function: ATP binding; ATP hydrolysis activity. The transcript has a single exon. Lineage: Eukaryota; Oomycota; Peronosporomycetes; Peronosporales; Peronosporaceae.